CUCAAACUACAUUCUAAAGCCUAAGAAACAUAUGAAUGCAGUCUCACAAAGGUGGAAGAAGGCAUAUCAUUGGAAAUCCAUAAAGAGUACUCAGAUUCAGAUAGAUAUAGGUGGAGAAAGUUAGCUGUUAAUAUUUUAUUCUAAUUACAUGGGUGAGAAGGUGGACCAAGUGCCAUUUUUUUGGGUGGAGGAAUCCAAUGAGCAAUUAUACCUUCCUAUGACUGCAAAAAGAAAGCUUAGGUCAAAGAAAAUAUUUUAUGGGUGGGGAUCAAAACCUCUCAUUGAAUUUCUUGAUUCCAUUGGUAAGGAUACCAGCGAAAAACUCUCUCAACAUGAUGUGACUACAAUCAUUACUGAAUAUGUAAAAGAAAAUAAUCUUAUUCACCCAGAAAAAAAGAAGAGAAUUUUGUGUGAUGAUAGGCUUCAUUAUCUCUUUGGACGGAAAUCAGUGAGCCGAAUAAAAAUCUAUGAUCUUUUGGAAGCACACUUUGCUGAGAACGAGGAAGAAUCAGAGGAUCAAUUUGUAUACAGUUCAGAAGAAAAGGAGCAGAAAACCUUGGAGAUCCAUAGACAGCCAAAAAUCUCAAGCUCAGAGAGAAGAGCUUAUCAGAGGAAAAAUUUUCUGCAAACUUCAAAAAGCUGUUUUGCAGCAAUAACUUCUGAGAAUAUCAAGCUUGUCUAUCUUAAAAGAAGUUUAGUUCAGGAUUUGCUGAAGGAACCUGAGUCCUUUGAAACUAAAAUAAUUGGAAGCUUUGUGAGGGUCAAAUCUGAUCCAAAUGACUACUUCCAAAAGAACUCUCACCAGCUUCUGCUAGUUACAGGUUUAAAGAAGGCCACUGGAAUUGGUGAUGGUGGUACAGAGAUUCUCCUCCAAAUCUCCAAUUUGAUAAAAGAUGUUCGCAUUUGCAUGCUAUCAGAUGAAAAUUUCUCUCAGGAAGAAUGCGAGGACUUGCAGCGAAGAGUGAAAGAAGGUUUGCUCAAAAGGCCCACCGUUGUGGAGCUCGAAGAAAAGGCUCAAAUUUUGCAUGAAGAUAUAACAAAGCAUUGGAUUGUGAGAGAGCUUGCUUUGUUACAAAAUCUCAUUGAUCGAGCUAAUGAGAAGGGGUGGCGCAAAGAGCUAUUUGAGUACCUGGAGAAAAGACAGCUGCUUCAAACACCAUCUGAACAGUCACGGCUAUUGUGUGAAGCUCCAAAGGUAAUUGCAGAUGAAAUAGAACUGGAAACAACACGACAAAAUUUUCCAGAUAAUGUGGAAGAAGGAAAUGAUAACUCGCCAAGGUCAUUUGACUGGGUAGCUUCAGAAAUUGCAGUCUCUGGUUUCACUGCAGAGGAAACCCCAUCAGCUCGAGCCACAGUUAGCACAGAUGAUGGAGGGAUCCAAGCAGCGCCCCUGAUGUCGGAACAAAAAAACAAUUUGGAAGGAAAGGUUGAUGUUUUAGUUCAGCUCGUGAGUUUGGACAAGGACAAGGGCAUUCAAGGAAGGACGGAGGGGAUGCAGCAGCAGCAGCAGCAGGGAAUGGCAGCUCAGGUGAUUGAUUUGAGCAGUGAUGAUGAGGAAGAGGAGGAGGAGGUGGUGGUGGAAUCUCCACCAAGGAGGGAAAUUGUUGAUAAAGGGGUGAACGUGGGAAGUUUGAUAUGGCAUUACAGGGAUCCGCAGGGAGUCAUACAGGGCCCCUUCUCAAUGCUGUCCCUCAAGUCUUGGAGCGACGCUAACUACUUCGACCCUGACUUCAAGGUUUGGAUGACAGGUCAAACCCCAGAACAGGCUGUUCUAUUGACUCACUUUCUCCGCACAUUUUUUCCUACUCCUUUCUAGGGUUUGCGUGUGUCUGUGCAUAAAUGGCUGUAAGCCGUCUCUAUUAAUUCCCACGACCACCUUAAUUGUUGAAUCUUUUCUUCACCAACGACGGGAUCUCGUCAUCUUGUUUUGCGUCUUUUAUUUAUUAUCUUUGAUUUCCCUUCACCACUCCCUCUUCUUCUUUUCUUCUCUCUUCACACCUUCAUGUAUCAGUGAUGGAAAAGGUCGCAUCAAUCAGUUUGUGUGAAGUUUAGAAACUAAUCUUCAUUUCAACAAAGCGAUCACAUUAAAGUCAA
Molecule: messenger RNA, 2094 nt
Organism: Malania oleifera
Lineage: Eukaryota; Viridiplantae; Streptophyta; Magnoliopsida; Santalales; Ximeniaceae
Exons: 8
Coding region: 149-1816 (555 amino acids)
Molecular function (GO): protein binding; DNA binding
Source: RefSeq, a predicted model, not a curated record